AAAAUAUAUAUAUAAAAACCUAAAAAUCAAAAUCAAAUCUGAGAGAGAGAGAGAGAGAGAGGAUGCAAGUGCUUCUUCUCCUUCCCCACCCCGCCCCAAGCAUUUGACUUUCUUGUGGACUCGAUUUUUCUGUUUACUUUAAUACUUGCAUUUCUGUAUCGAUCUGUUUUUGUGUUUCUGUCUUGUUCGGGGAGAAGCAAAACUCAGAGAGAGAGAGAGAGAUUGCUCUUCAGGCCCAGGCAUCAGCAUCAGCAUCAGCAAUCUCUAUUUCAUGAUUUAAGGUCCCAAAUACUGAGAUCGGACUAGAAGGAAACGGUAAAAUGUCGCCGUCGAAUACGAGGUCGGUGGCGGCGGGCAAUGGAGGAGGAGGAGGAAAGAAUUACAUAGAGCACCAAGUGUCCAAGAUGGACACUCUCGCCGGCGUUGCUAUCAAAUACGGCGUUGAGGUUUCGGACAUUAAAAGGAUGAAUGGGUUCGCUACAGAUCUUCAAAUGUUUGCUUUGAAGACCUUGAAAAUACCUUUACCAGGAAGACACUCACCGUCUACCACUUGUGUCUCCCCACAAGAAAACAACACUGAUAAGUCAUCCUCAGCACUUAGCCAGUCUAAUAUGCCACCACCAUUCCGCUUUGUAGGUUCAAGAGCUCCUAAAAAUAAGGAGGUCACGACAGCAAUGAGCACUCUGCAGAAGUACUAUGGGCUAAAAUCUUCUAAUCGGAGGGGCUCAACUGAAGGCAUGGAGAUGGCGGUUUACAGAAGUAGAAGUUCUGAAGACUUUGAUGAUGGGUUGUUGUCAAAGUCCUCACCAUUUUCUGAUUCUCAAAGUCACCAUAGCAUGACGAGACGUUUUUCUGUUGGUUAUUUGGCUGAGAAUGGUGCAAUGGCUGAUUAUAUGCAGCUUGCAGACUCCAUGGAUGGAGAGGGUGAUAAAUCUGAUGAUAAAUCUGUCCGAAGGCGUCAGAAGGCUGAAGUUGAAAAUGGGAAUGUCACACCAGAGAGGAUGUUAAAAGGGGAAACCAGUGGUGGGAGCCAUGGUUUCUCUGCCUCAACAGGAAAGGGUUUAGCCAUGAGGCCAAAAUCAGCAAGCCGAGCAGUGCUACAAUCUGAGUUAGAUUCAGGAUGGUCGAACUCUAUCCCAGUGGGACUGGGAGAGUCUAUCAUGACCACUGAUGAAGCGACUGCUGUUCGUAAAUCAUCAAGCACACCAAGCUUGAAAGAGGAGGAAAAUAACAGUACAACAUCAGUUUGGCCAACUUCAAGGUGGAGCCUGAAAACAGACUUGCAAGCUCUUUCAAAUGCAGCAUCUAUUACCAGACCAAUCUUUGAUGGCUUACCUAAACCAAUAACUGGCCGCUGGAAAACUGCCCUUGAUUAGAGAAUUUCAUCUAAACUUUCAUAUAGUCAUAUUGCUUCUUUACUUAGAGUAAGGUUCAAUGGCGUUGGGCUGAAAUUUCUCGGCUGCACAUUUGGUGAUGGUUAUACUUCAUAUGUAUAGCUGCAGUUGGAUUCAAAAAGGAGAAACAGCUGAGAGAUUAUAAUAGAAGCAGAAUUAUACGGCAAUAAGAUUCUUGUUUCCAACUAUUGGGUUAAUUGUGGUAUACAACUCUGAAACUGUACCUGCAACAGCUUAAGAAAAGCUGUGGAGCAGAUAAGUAGCGGGAUUAUUUAUUUUAUAUACUAUUUUUUGUAAUCAGUUAUAUGUUCCUUGUAUCGAAAAGAGGAAUCCCCAAUUGACUGGGAGUUAAAAAAAAUUUAGGCUGGUUGUCUGAUCAUAUCUGUUAUAUGCUUGGAAGAAGAAAGGUGAUGCUGUGCAUUACAGUAACAUUGUAUCUUCUUUGCUUAUUGUCAAUGUAGAUUGAUUUUUUAUUUAUGAUACAAUAGUCCUAAGGUGAUUCUUUCUUCCUCUA
Molecule: messenger RNA, 1908 nt
Organism: Argentina anserina (silverweed cinquefoil)
Lineage: Eukaryota; Viridiplantae; Streptophyta; Magnoliopsida; Rosales; Rosaceae
Exons: 3
Coding region: 321-1376 (351 amino acids)
Source: RefSeq, a predicted model, not a curated record